AUGCCAUCAAAAACAACAAAAGAUAACAAUGCUCCAAAGAAACCAUUAACUGCUUAUAUGUUAUUUUCGGCCGAGGAACGACCGAAAUUAAAAGCAACAGGUUUAGAUAAUUUUGCUGAAAUGAACAAAGCUUUAGGUGCUGCAUGGAAACAAUGUGAUACCAAUACAAAGGCACGUUAUGAAAAAGAGCAUGAACAUGAAAAAACACGUUAUGAACGUGAAUUAAAAGAAUAUGAAAAAUCUGGUGCACCAGCGCCAUCAUCGAAAUCAGCUCAAAAAGCUCAUCCACCACCAGCACCUGCACCAACAACAACAAAAUCUAGUACAGCAACAACAAAAACAGCAGCUACAACAAAACCAACAUCGAAAACUACUGCUCCAGUUGUUAAAAAUGAAAAACCAAAGAGUGAUAACGAUGAUGAAGAAGAAGACGACGAUGAUCAAGAAGGAUCUGAAGAAGAAUCUGAAGAGUCUGAAGAAGAAGAAAAACCAGCUCCACCAGUUAAAAGUUCACGAAAGAAAAUUUAA
Molecule: messenger RNA, 528 nt
Organism: Adineta steineri
Lineage: Eukaryota; Metazoa; Rotifera; Eurotatoria; Adinetida; Adinetidae
Source: the annotation of a GenBank genome assembly